AUGUCACAAAUAGAGAACAUGACAGGAAGAAACCAAAGUGUCGUCUCUGAGUUCCUCCUCUUGGGCUUACCCCUGGAUCCAGACCAGCAGCCUCUGUGCUAUGUCCUGUUCCUGGCCAUGUAUCUUGCCACCGUCCUGGGAAACCUGCUCAUCAUCAUGCUCAUUCGCCUAGACCCCCACCUCCACACACCCAUGUAUAUGUUCCUCAGCAAUCUGUCUUUCUCAGACCUCUGCUUUUCCUCUGUCACGAUGCCCAAAUUGCUGCACAACAUGCAGUGCCAGGUUCCAUUCAUCCCCUAUGCUGACUGCCUGACCCAGAUGUACUUUUUCUUAUUUUUUGGCGACCUGGAGAGCUUUCUCCUUGUGGCCAUGGCCUAUGACCGCUAUGUGGCCAUCUGCUUCCCUCUGCACUACACCACCAUCAUGAGCCCAAAGUUCUGCCUCUCCCUGGUGGUGCUGUCCUGGGUGCUGACCACAUUCCAUGCCAUGCUGCACACCUUGCUCAUGGCCCAAUUGUGGUUUUGUGAGGACAAUGUCAUUCCCCACUUUUUCUGUGAUAUGUCUGCUCUCCUGAAGCUGGCCUGCUCUGACACUCAAGUUAAUGAGCUGGUGAUUUUGAUCAUGGGAGGGCUCAUUCUUGUCAUCCCAUUCCUCCUCAUCCUCAUGUCCUAUGCACGAAUUGUAUCCUCCAUUAUCAAGGUUCCUUCUGCUCGGGGCAUUCGCAAGGCCUUCUCCACCUGUGGCUCCCACCUCUGUGUAGUGUCACUGUUCUAUGGGACACUUAUUGGUCUCUAUUUGUGCCCUUCAAGCAAUAAUUCAGCUGUGAAGGAGACUGUCAUGGCCAUGAUGUACACUGUGGUGACCCCCAUGCUGAAUCCCUUCAUCUACAGCCUGAGGAACAGAGACAUGAAAGGAGCACUGGGAAGAGUCUUCCGCAAAAAUGUAUCUUCAUUUCAUCUGUAA
Molecule: messenger RNA, 963 nt
Organism: Erinaceus europaeus (western European hedgehog)
Lineage: Eukaryota; Metazoa; Chordata; Mammalia; Eulipotyphla; Erinaceidae
Product: olfactory receptor 1E5-like
Exons: 2
Coding region: 1-963 (320 amino acids)
Biological process (GO): G protein-coupled receptor signaling pathway
Cellular component (GO): membrane
Molecular function (GO): G protein-coupled receptor activity; olfactory receptor activity
Source: RefSeq, a predicted model, not a curated record